UUCUUUUUUUCUCUUGCAUCAAUUUACCUAAAAUUUGAUCCAAUGUAUAAAAUCUAGUUUACUACAAGAAAAAAGGGCUUUUGGAGUGAUUCAAGAAUUGCAACUAAGUUCGGGGAGACGUGACGCGUCUGUCACUGCGUUCAAUACGAUAACACUAAUUGAAAAUCGUUUCAAUACAGUUUUAUUUUACAGAGAAAGUGCUAAAUCACUGUGAUACAAAAUUUAACACGAUGAAUGUACAUAUACAACUUGCUCGAAUACGUUCUUCAGAUAUAUUAGGUAAUCGUUCUCCCAGAUAUUGAUUUUUUGUGAAAAUGAAGGUGGACGGUGUUUCUCACGGAACUUGCAGCUCACUCGGUACACGUUCACUUCAUUUCGGAAAAUCGAUUCCGAAGCACAAUGAAACGUAGUCGAACAGUAUAUAUAAUUAAUAUGUCUAUCGGAUGUGGCUCUGCACUGCAAUAUCCUAAUUACGCAACAUAAACUACGUCCAUAGACAAACUACGUCGACGUAGGAGAUGAGGUCACCGAACUUCUGGAAUAUUAUAGCUGAACUUGCGAAUUCCAAACCGUACCGAAAAAAAUGCGGAGACCCGACAACUGGACUGCAUACAGUCGAUAUUCGUGAAAUGACUCAUCAAAAGUAGGUUUAUUACAAUGGAUAUCGAGGUAUAGCACUUUUUAACGUUCAAGUCAUGGCAGCUAGAGUUUCUACGAGUUUCACGACUAGAUGAAAGCUUGUCUAUGCGUUCAACGAAAUGUCGAGCACAGCGAUUUUAUCCGUAUCCAGUUCCUCCUGGCUCACCCACCACCACCAAAUUAAACCACCUCUCCGAACUAAAUUUCGUGCGCAUUCGUGUAUUACCGACCUGCGUUCACGCGGCAAAACGUAGAAGCUCCUAAUGGCACAAAGAGAAACGACAAGUAACGUAAGGUGUAGAGCCGUUUGUUACAGUGAAUAUCGUUGUAUAUUAUAGAAUAACCUGAAGAAUUUCGAUAUAAAUGUUCAUUUGAAUUGAUUCGUAGUUGUUGUAUUUACGAAUAAAGAAGUAAAAGUGAAGGCCCUGAUUAUUAUUAGUCAUCGAACGUGAGUGCUAUUUGGUGAAACAUCGUUGGCGUACACUUCAAGUACUAUGACGGGACGAAGAGUUUGAAAGGUGGAAUACUACAGACAUCAGAGUGGAAUCAGGAAACUGAUUAUUUUUAUUUGGAAUCCGUGUAUAUUUCAUAUGCUCGAAAUAAUUUGAAAUUUAUCCAGACAAUUACGACUCUUUUCAUUUUACACGUUCCUUUCUCCUCUCCUUGUUUCACCAACAGAGGGAGCUGAGAUCGAGAUGUUGCAGGGAUCUAGAUAUGGAAACCACAAUGUGGUAGACUCCCAAAGGAAUGGUUUAUUGAAUAUGUUGUAAAGUGUCCCUUGUAAAUAUUGCAAACAAAAUGUCUCAAGAAGAAUACGAAUCAAAGUUACGAAACGUUCAUCGUUUCAUACCUUUCCUAGAGAACAUGAUCACACAGCUGAAGGAUCCGAAAAUGAAGAAUAGAGAACAGCAACUAUCAAAGAUGGAGUCUUUGUAUCAAAUGAUAACGGAUAAAAACAAAAAGUUGAAACUUGAUACGCUAAACAAAUGCGAAGAAGUCAUUAUAAAACUCUUCUAUAAAGUGAAAGGUGAAAAUGCCUCCCUUCCACCAGUUCACCCUAGGGAGAGAAAAGAAGAGAAAAGGAAACCGAUCGACUUAUACAGCAUCGCCGGGGAAACGAUCAACAGACAGAGCAGUUACAAACAGUUGUACGGCGGCAACGGCAGUAACGGUAGUAAAUCGCCGAAGCCUAAGAGUUUCACGUUCAGAAAACCGCCGAUAUCUUACUCGGACCUCGAGUGCCUAGAGAAGGACGUGGCACACGAACUGGAGAAGAACAUGUCGCUGCACGAGCUGAACUCGUUGAAGAACCACCUGUGCAAGGAGUUGGAAGAAUCGAAGACGGACGCCAUCAACACCACGGUGCGGAACAAGCCGGUGCUGACGAGGAUGAACGCGGCCUCGCCGGAUAAGAACAGGAGAAAACAGGAAACGACCGUAACGCAGCCUAAAAACGAGCCUAAAAAAGAAGCUUUGACUCCGAAGAAAAACGAGCCUAAACCGUCGGGGCCGAAGGUCCUGAAGGAAGCGGGCGAUAUCUUCGGCAAUGCUUUCUCGGAGAUCGAUAAGACUUACGAGAUGGCCCUCAAAAAGAAGGAGGAAAAGAAGGUAGGGAAAGAGAAGAAGGACAAUCAAACCGAGGAAAGUUUAGAACGGGCGUCAUUGAAGCAUUUAUCGGAGAAAGCCGCCUUAUUGAGGAAUAUCGGAACCAAGGUGAACGCCGAAAAUACGGAAUUAACGAGAGAAUCUUCAUCGGUGACAACGUCGACCGAAAAAGAUGCUGUUGUGGAUCCAACAAAAACACCAAUCACCAACACCGAUGAUGAUACCGCAAACAAAAACAACGAGAAUAAAUCUAAAGAUGUAAAUGAUUCAAUUCCUCCUAGUGCAAAAACUGACGAUUCCUCCGAUAAAUCAAAGAAAGAUAAGGGCAAAUCUGAUACUGCGACUGAUUUGCUUCCAGUCAAAAUAUCCGACGUUAAAACCGACGAUCCUAUCGACGAAACCAAAAAAGAGAAAAGUGAUACUGGCUCUGAAACUCAAGAAGUCAAAAUUUCCAAUACCAAAUGUGACGACAGUGAUAAAACCAAGAAAGAGAAAAGUAAACCCAACUCUGACACAACUCCUAUCGCUAAAACCGAGGAUAAAGAUAAAAACAAGAAAGAGAAGAAUAAAUCUAACACUGAUACCAUUCCAAGCGUAAAAACAGAGGAGAAAGAUAAAACCAAGAGAGAGAAGAGUAAAACCAACUGUGAUACAAUUCCCAUCCCAAAAACUGAAGAUUCGAAUAAGGAUAACGGAAAAAAAGAAAUCGCAUCAUGUGUUACUCCCGAUGCAACCGGUAAAGAUGGGAACAAACCGAAAAAAACCGAAGACGUUCCUAUAGAUGAUCCUAAAGACAAAGCCGGCAAAGAAAAACGUCAUUCCAGUAGUAGUCAUAGCUCCCAGCGUGAUAAGAAACACGGCGAACACAAAAAGGAAAAAGACAAAACGGAAAAGAGUGAACACAGAAAACACUCGAAUGAUAAAAGUCACAAGAGCGAUCACAAAAAAGACAAAGAUGAUAAGCAUAAGGAAAAAAAUAGGGAUAAAAGUAAGAGCAGAGAAAAAAGCUCGAAACCUACAGAAAACAAAGAUACCAGUGCGACUAAAGAUGGGGAUUCGAAAAAGGAUAAAAACGGGCCUGUUCCGAAUGGAAAAGAAAUAAAUAAACCCGAGAAGGAAAUCGGCAAAGAAGAUAAAUCGAAGAAAAACGUCCCAUCCGGACCUGAUGAAGUUUUCAAUAAGAUCCAUUCGCAGAUCGAUAAGAUAAAAGGUAAGACUACAGACGGCGAGCUGGAUAAACCUCCGAAAGGGGCGGAUGAAUCCUUAACUGCCCAGGUUAAACCGGAAUCGAAAGAAAAACCGAUACUUCCGGCCGAAAUCAAAAAGGAACCCGCAGAAGAAACCAAACCGAUCAACAGAGAUCCGCGUCUGAAAUACGGUCAAGUUUCUGCCGGCAAUACGCAGAAACCCGAAAGAUUGGCCUUCAAGUACAACCCGAAACCGAAGAGGCAAGAAAUCGUCGUCGAUCUUGAGAAGAACGUUCUCGAUUCCAUCGAGAAGAGCAUGAAGGAAUCGCAGAUGCCGCUGCUACCCCCUCCGGUACUGGCGGCCCCUCCAAGACCCCCCGACGAUCUGUUCUCCCCCGAAUCGCCGGACGAGAUAGACAAGGCCGCCGUUCCACCCUUGCUGAACGACCUACUGCUGAACCCCAAGACCACGGGGAUGAUCAACGAGGUGGUCUCGGCUCUGAGACGUUCGAACAACGAGAACAAUCUGAUCAAUAUCAGAACCAAGGUUAACACCUUGAAAAACGACAUCGGACAGACACAGUCGGCGAAGAACCCUAACUUGCAUUUUUCGCCACCCGUACCUAAGCCCAUAUUCGAGCCUCCUUCGACUCCGCUGUAUCCAGCGGAGCAAGUGGCCAGUAACCAGUCCAGACUGUACAAUCCGUUCUCGCCAACCGACCACACCGAAGUAGAAAGGACGGAUUAUCUACCGAUGACUCAGUCGGCUCAGAAUCUGAUCCCGUUCGAAGACAGAACGGUGCAGAGUUUUUACAUGGAGAGAACCACGGGUUUCGUCCCUCCGUCUCCCAGCUACGGCGCCCCCUCCAACUACGCGCCUCCGUCGACGAAUUUCGUUCCCCCCUCUCCCAGCUACGUUCCCCCCUCCCCUCUAUACGAGGGGAACGCCGAAAUGAACUACCACAUGUCCAACCCUCAUUUCUUCGAAGGCGAAAGGGGUCCUGUCCGUCCCAAGGGUCUCCUGGGCGAGGCUCCUAACAGAUUGCCCUACAACAAGGUAUACGGCCAGCACAACUACAACCAAUUCAAUCGUUUCGGUCAGAGGGGAUGCGGCAACGUUGCGGAGGCUUGGCCCAAGCCCUACGCCGGACCGUCGAGAGAUCCUAGGAUGAACGCGAAUAGGGCGCAUCAAUUCCCCGUGCAGGAAACCAGGCCGAUGUUCAGAGAGAGUCACAUGACUUACAGACAGUACAAAGAGCAGAAAGAGAGGGAGAAUCGGGAGAGGGAGAUGCGAGAGAAGGAGAUCAGGGAUAAAGAAGCGAUGGACAAGGAACAGAAGGAGAGGGAGGAGGCUGCGCAGAAAGUCGCGGUGAAUCAAGCUACCGAAAACGAACAAAAGGAAAAGGAGAAGGAUAAAGUACCCGAGAAAGACGAGGAAAGUGACAGAUCGAGUAGCAGGAGUAGGAGUAGGGAUCGCAGUAGAGAUAGGUACUCUCGUUCCUCUUCAAGAUAUCGGCGUGAAGGUAGAAGGGACCGCGAUGAACGCAGGGAUCGGAGUAGGGAAAAGACCCGCUACAGCGAAAGUAAAUUCGAUAAGGUUUACUCGGUGAGAGGGAAAGACAAAGACCAGUCUUCGCCGCUCGACAACUUGUUCUCCCCUAAAACGACCGGCGGAAAGGGCUACAACGCCCAGUACAAAAUCCCGAAGAAGGUGAAGGAGGAAGAAAAACCCAAGCAAGAGGACAAAAAACACAACGAACCGCCCGUCGACGACAAUAAAUCAACGAAGAAAACCCGAAAAAAUAGGAAAAAUGUCAGCGAAACGAAUAAUUCGAAGAAACCGGCAGAAAAUAAGAAACCAUCGGAAAAAGACGAUGACGUUGUGGUCAAGAAAGAAACGGAUGUUGAGAAAUCCGACGUGGAACCCCCAUCUAAAGAGGAGGUCGAAACGAUCACGACAAAACAAGAGAACGAAGCCGCCGAGAAAAGCGAAGAAAUAAUCGACACAAAAACCGAAGACAAAGAUGUUAAACCAAGUAAACCAGCCGAGAAAAAGGAGGAAGAAGAGAAUAUACUCAGCAAAUUCUUCCAAAACCUGAUGAAGAGCGGCAACAAGGACGAAAAGAAGGGAGCCCUUUUGUCUCUCAUUUCUACAUUUUCGGACAGUUUCAGCGAUCAGCAGUUACAGAAAAUAACCAGCAUCAUCAGAUCGGAGGACGUGGAUGAAGAACCGAAGAAAGAAACAACGGAAAAAGAGGAAAUGCCAAGUACCUCCAACAGCGAAAUCGAAUUGAGUCAGAAAGAAAGCAUAGCGGAGGACCGUAGCGAAGGCAUAACGGAGGACGGUAGCGAGAGCAUAACGGAGGACCGUAGCGAGAGCACAGCGGAGGAUCAUAGCGAAAGCAUAUCGGAGGUCCGUAGCGAAAGCAUAGCGGGGGACACCGAAGAAAAAAUCGAAGAGGAAAUAGACACGCAAAAACCAGAAGAAACGCCCGUCGAUGAGAGCAGUGGAAAAUUGAAAAACAGGCGAAAAAGCGAGAUGAAAUGUAAGGUGAAGGGGAAAUCCGAAUUGGACAGGUUACACGACGAUAUCAGAGAGAUGUUCAUACGAGAUGGCGUCGUUACCGCCACAGGUAAAAGGAUGUGCAGGAUAUUGAAGGACACGUCCGCUUCUCCCUCGACGGAAAACGAGAAAACCGAGGACGAACCCAGUCACGAUGAAAUGGACAAAAAAGUCUCCACAACGAAAAAGAGGGGUAGAAAAACCGGCAGAAAAACCAAAGAGACGUCCGAGCUAGAAAUGAAAGAACUGACAGUUGUCCUACCGAAAAUGUCCCUGGACAAGAUGAAACUGUCGGAGGACGCGUCUGAAAAGGAAAAAUCCGAUAAAGAGGCGGAAACGGAAGGUAACGAAGAACAGGGAGAACCAACCAGCGACGUUGAAACCUCCGACAAAGAGAUAGUCGAAAAGACCAGUCCGGUGAGGAAAGGCAGACAGAAGAAGAGGAACUCCUGGGCUGCGGGUGUCAUCAAGAAAAAAGCCGGGCCGAAAUCGAGAAAACAGAAGGCCGCAGAAAACAGCAAAAACAAGACUGAAGACGAAGAGGAACCCAUCGAGGUCCAGAUCGAGAAUCCGCACGAAAUCGAUUAUUACCUAAAGGCUGGCCAGACGAAGUUACAGUGUAAAUAUUGCGACGUUGCCACCAAGUGGAUCGCGGCCCAUUACAGGACCGAACAUCAGGACAAGGAGGUUUUAUCCUCGCGUCUCGCCCCCUACAUCGCCAAGGCCGUCAUCGCGGACGCCGUGAAGAACAAGGAGGUCUACGAGAACGACGACAAGGUGUCGCUGACCAAGCACGAGUUCCUCUGCGUCUUCUGCGACUACAAACAGUUGACCUUGCCGAAGUUUUACCGCGACCACGUCUCCAUCCACACGGGCGAAUUCAGGUACAGCUGUCCCUACUGCAGCUUCUCCAGGUCGCACAUAAAAACGAUGCAGUCGCACGUGGACGAGGUGCACGCCGACGAGGAGGUCGUCUUGAAGAAACCGGUGACGUCGGAACGCGCGCCCAACAACAGGAACAUCUACGGGUACAUCUGCGAGGUGUGCAACUAUACGCAGAUGAGCCUGGAGAACGUGAAGAAACACGUGGAGACUUACCACGAAAAAUGCGAAAUUUACAAGAUCAAGAUGAAUCAAGACGAGAAGAUCGAGGAGGAGAACGACGUGAAGCCUGUCCAAAGUGAAAGAGCGACAAGAAGAUCGGCCAAACUGAGUCUGUCCCAAGAGAAGGAGGCCAUUCCAGCCGUUUCCGAAGACGUUAAAGCUUCCGACGAAGAAACAGUCAAAGAUUCUGAUGGAGUCAAAGAGGAUUCAACUGAUGAGUCCCCUAAAAGCCUUAAGAAAUCUAAGAACGAAACCUCGAACAACGAAGACGAAUCAACGAAUGAGGCAGAGGUGCCAAGCUCCCCUCAAGAAAACCGUAGAGUGACCAGAAAACGCGCCAAAUCCUUCAGCGCCCCCAGCCCCGCCAAGAAAAGACUGAAGAGACGGUGCACGUUGAAGAUCUCCGACAAGGAGGAACAGCCGGAGGAGGAAGAGAAGCAGACCAAGAACGUCGAAGAGGCGGUCUUCACCAGCAACACGGACAUCCAGGAGGAGAACAAGAGGAUCGAGGAGGAACGCCUGAAGACGAUGCAGGACAUCAACAGCACCAUCAAGCUCAGGACCUCGCUGGAUUUCGUCGAGAAGCUCAGUCACCGGUUGAAGCAGGAGGAGGAGGUUAUAAUAAAGCAGGAGGCUGAGGAGACGGUGGAGAACGUCGUGGAGAAAUUGCCGGUCGGCGAUCUUCCGGUGUUCGAGAAAUCCGGCAUUCAGACUAGAGAGGCUGAACCGGUGCGUCAGGAAGCGUGCCCGAAGACCGACAAGGUGAAUCCGAUCAACGGGGUCAUCGAAAAGCUGCAGGGUAUCUUGGGGAAGCCGUGCGAAGACGUGGCCUCGCCUCCGAACGACCUCUACGACGAUUCCUCCAUGCCCGCUGUAGAUCCAGAAGAUUCUUCGCCACCAGUAGACGUAUCGCCAAGGGUUGAUGUCCCUAUCCCUAAGUUGGAGUUUAAAACCAGCGAACCCAACUAUCCCCCGCCGUUGAUUCACAUGGACAACGUGGAACAGACUGUCGAGAAGAGCAACAUAAUCAACAGCGAGACGCUGAACAUCGGCUACGUGAAGGUUAUGAAGACAACCUCCACGUACAUCUACGUUUGUUGUCUGCCGCCUUGCAUAUACUCCUCGAGAGACCGUACCGCGUUCGCCAAUCAUUGCCAGUUCAACCACCAAUGGAACGAGAGCAGCCCCAAAUCCACGCACUGUCUGGAAUGCGGGCAGGAAAUCACGGCUGGCGAGGACUUCAACCUUCUUUCGUCGGCGUUGAAUCACGUGGUCAGCGGACACUCCGAUUUCCUCGGUGUGAAGAUAGGCAGCAUAAGGAUAAGCAGCAAUCUGUUCCCGGAGAGUAAGGAGAAGGACGACGACUUCCAAUAUGCUGAAAUCACACCUUUAACCCCGCCUACCAUAAGCAUACCGUCGCCGCAGGGUGAGCAGGAUGGCGAAGAUGUGGACUGCUUGUUGGAGGCGGCGGAGACGGUGACGGAAAACGACGACGGGGAAAACCCCUUCUCGUUUAAGAUAGUGGACGUGGUGUCGCUCGCCGAUGAGAGCAUGCAGCCCUUGAACGUCUCGGAUCAGGAUGCCGAAGGGCAGAUCUUGGAUAAGGAGCCUGAGCCCUGUCAACUCCAGGAUUCUCCUCCAACACCACCACAACCACCAGUCAAUCAGUCAAUGAAUAAAUCGGUCAGUCCGCUGUUAGUCAAAUACAGGUCGAAACAACCGAAAAUCGUGCAGAGAAAGUCCCCAAUGGCCAUGAAGAAAUUCCUGGGCAACCACUUCGACCUCUACAAAUGUCCGGAUUUUUCCUGUCUCUUCACCACCAACAAGAGGAAAAUGUUCGACAUCCACCUGAGGAUGCACCCCAACCACAAGAAACUCAUGAAUUGCCUCUAUUGCGACAAAUUGAUACUGUUCGAAUUCACCGGUGACCAUUACGAGAAGUUCCAUGGCAUGUGUAGGUUUUCUUGCUCGUACUGUUUAUACCGAUGCAUAGCUAAGGAUUAUAUGGACAUACAUCAGUUGUUGGCACACCCGGAUAUGCCCUCAAGGAUGCAGCUGUUGCCCAAACGCGAUUCAGAAGAGAAACAUUCAAUUUCUAUAUUGAGCGAGGCUACGAAAAGCAGCACAAUAGUACCUUAUGCAUGUUGCAACAUGGAGUUCAUACAUCAGAUACCGUUCUUGCAACACGUGACGAUGUGCCCCAACAACCCGAAAUUCGUGUGUUUCUUCAACAAGGACGAGAUCCAAGUGUGCCAGGCGGUUCACGACAACCCCAAGGACCUGGUGACCCACUGGGGCACCUGUCACGGCGUGUACCCCCUGAAGUGCGCCUAUUGCGACGCCGGGGACUUCGAUCUGAACUCGAUGAUGAUCCAUCUGGUGCUGGAACACCCCACGCUACCCCCGGACAUAAUAGACAGAUACAACCCGCCCAGCAUCAAGAGCAAGAAAACGGCCUCCAGCGUUCAGUGCAACUUCAAGCAGCUCGUGAUGGAACUCAAGUCCGCCACUUUGAAAAUCGCCGCCCCCAAGACUGCCAAGAAGGAUUCCCAGCCGACCGAGACCGUAUCCACCCCUACGCCGCCCACCAUGCAGAAGGCAUUCGAACAUUUCGCCCUCCAGACGCAGCAGUCGACCCCCGUGAAGACCAUCACCUAUUCGAAGAUAUCCCCGAUAAACAUAAUACAAAACUCGUCCCCCUCCCUGGCCCUGCUGAAGCCGACGUCCAAGGCCAACGUGAUAAACGGCGGCGGUCUGGUCUAUUGCCUGUCGCCCGCCCCCCAGAACCUCAAGGCCAUCGUGGUGAACAAGGAGGGCGCCAAGACGCCGCAGAAGGUCCAGCUGGUGACGCCCCCCAACGACGGGAAGUUUCAGAUAGUCAGCAAGAUCGUGCCGCUGAAUUCGAACAUGCCCAAACUGGCGCCGUUGACCGGUACGCCCGUGGGUGGUAAGGUCGUGCCGUCGACCGAUAAGGUAGCGAGCGGCGCAGGUCUCAAGAGGAUGGACGCGGUGAAGGGAGACCGGGAGGCUGCGCAGUCGCCGAAGGACGAUAACGCGGCGGGCGACGUUGCCGAAAUGUGCAACUUGGAGGAACCUAUGGUGGUGAUCGACGACGAUUUGGGCGACAAAGACCGACAGGAGGCGGUCGACCCGCUCAGCCUCGAGACCGACGAUCCGCCGAUCGUGCAGCCGUCCAAAUCGCCCCCGCGACCCGGCGCCACCCCCGCGCACGAGUACGACAGCGAUUCGAAGGACGUCGACCACCAGGAGGUGCUGAUGCAGAAGACCGGCCUGGUCGGUUACCAGCUGUUCAGAUGCGCGAAAUGCGACAUGUUCUUCGCCGGCGACUGGCAGUUCAAGGAGCACCUGAUCAAUUCCGUCCAGUGCAGGUUCGAGAACUCGCCGCACAAACCCUACAAGUGCUUCCACUGCGGCAAGUACCUCAAGCACUACACCAAUCUGCUCGACCACCUGGGCUACCACGGCCAUCCCAGGUUCACCUGCUCCCUCUGCAACAAGAAGUUUCCGCACCCCAACCAAGCCAGGUAUCACAUGAAGACCCAGCACAAUGUGCUCAACGUCCAGAUGCAGCCUCUGGUCCAGAACAAGUCGAAUUUGAACAACGACAGUUUCAUAGCCAAACCGCAGGUGGUUGGCGGCGUCAAGCAGAUCAUCAAAGAGACUGCCACCGAGUGCGACGCCCCUAAGUCCACGGAGAUAAAAACCGUCUACUAUUCUUUCGAGGCCGAUCAGAUACCACAAAAAUCGAUACUGGGCUACGAUAUUACUUGCGGACAUUGCAAGAAGUUCAAGAAUAAGGUUCGAUCAAAUAUAGUGCGACACCUCCUGCUCCAUCAGAACGACAAGGACUUCACCGUGCCUGAUACCGCUCCAGUAAAUCCCGUCCCAUGCCUGGAAAAGAACGAGAAGAUGUUCGACAAGAUGUACAACCUGGCCAGUAGCUCCCAUUCGGGCGGAAGAAUGGGUGGCCAGCAGAAGGGGGAGGCGAAAAAAGACAAGGUCGUGGACACCAACCAUCCGGCCUUCGUGCCGUCGAACAAGAGGUACCAGUGCUGCGCAGUGGGCUGCAACUAUCUGUGCCUCGAGGAGGGAAACCUACGGCAUCACCUGACCGCGCUGCACAUGGAAGAUCUGAGUUUCGUGUGCGUGCACUGCAAGCGGGAUCUUUCGGAUGCGGUCGACGUGGACACGAUCAUCAAGCAUCUGAAAUUGCACGAUCUGCACCUGUACAAGUGCAGCGCGUGCGAUUACAUGCACAACCUGAAGCACAAGAUCGAGAGGCACAUCGGGGAGGACCACAAGAAUAAAGAGAGUACAGUGGUGGUUAUCAGGGCCAUGGACGCUGAACCUUACGACGAAAACCAGCAGCAACUCUUCGCCCCGGUUGUUGUAAAUCAGAAGUUGCCGAAGCCUUGGAGGUGCUGCAUGUGCAAAUACAAGGGCCAGACGGAGGACGAGGUGGUGAAUCACGUGACGGUCAAGCAUAACAUCGACUGCAGGUACAAGUGCGCGUUGUGCACCUUCAAGGCCGACGACGUGUCGGAGUUCAAGGGACACUUCAACGCAGAUCACGGGGAUAACGAAGUCGAUAUAAUCUCGGUGUAUCGCAAGGACGAUGAUACCGGCGGCGCAGUCUCGGAGGGCGAGCAGUUCGACACCACUCCCCUGUGGCUGAGGGAUAAGCCCAGGGUGCGACACAUCAGAGGUAUACUGUUCGAGGAGGACCCCAGCGUCAGGAAGAAAUCGGCCGCUGUCAAGUCGGCGGUUGCCGCCGAACAGGCCGCCAAGGAUUCGACUAGUACCGCAACGUCCAAGAAGAGGAAACGAAGCAUGAGCACUGUCAGCGAGCUAAAUAAGUUGGAGGACGAUGAGACGGAGCCGAAGAAGGAGGUCUUGGAGCCGGUCGUCGGAAUCGGUUUCGGGGAUGAUAAUGAUGUUAUCGUUAUAGAGGAUGACGAUAAGGAAGAACCACUUGAGAACGAAGACAAACCGGUGGAAUCUGUCGAUAACGAGGAGAGCACCGACGUGGACCUCAUCUGCACCUUCGGCGAUUUCGGCAUGCCGCUGAAUAAACACUUCAAGUGUCCCAAAUGCGAAAAGUACCGAACUACGAAAAUGAGGGAUUUCAUCCAGCAUGUAGCUGGCGAACUCAGAUAUCACAGGUUUCUAUGCACGCUGUGCGACGAUAAGUUCAUCACUCUGGAAAACAUACAGAUGCACUGCAUCGACUAUCACGAUUGCUCCGUGAAGAGCGUGGUUCACCUCCCGAAGGACGGGGCGAUCAACAAAUGGCUGACGCUCCUAUUGACCGAACAAAGGAACAUAAUAAAAGGCUUGGGUUUCGCCUGCGACGAGAUCCCAGAAGACGUCGAGGACUUCCUCGGAAGCCUGGAGAUCACCUCCACCAAGACGAUCAAGUGCAAGGAGUGCGGGUUCUCGGUGUCCGGACCCACCGCCCUGGACCGGCACAUGAAGUACAACCAUCCCCACAUAGCGUUCGCGCGCGCCCCCAACCCGCCAAGGCCGCGGUCGGCCAGCGUCUCGGCGGACAAGAAGAGGCGCGCCGAGGCAGCGGCCGCAGCCGGCGACGCGAAGAAAAUGAAGAUGACGCCCAAGGCGAGCAUGCUGGGCAAGGACAAGUACGUGUGCAAGGGCUGCGGCGCGGAGUUCGAUUCGGUGCCCGAGAUGGAGUACCACGCCAAGGACAAGCACGACGACGAUGUCGGCUACAUGGUCAAGACGACCGACAUACCGAUCACCUGCUCCUGGUCGCCGAGGAACAUCCUCAGGUGUCGUUACUGCCCGAGCACGGGCACCAGGGCGAACCUGGAGAACCACAUAGCGACCGACCACCCAGGUCAGAAGCUGGACCUGUAUCGCUUCUCUUGCGGCGUAUGUUUGGCCAAGUUCGAGAUGCUCAAGUCCUUCCGGCAACACUUCAAGAGCCACGAGCUGCCCAAUAUGUUUUAUUACGACGUCUACGACAGGAGGGUGGAUUUAGGUGCUGUUACGUUGCCCGCUGCCCCCAAACAAAAGAUGUACAAAUGCCCCGUUUGUCCGUACGUCAGUAAAAGCGUAAACUACGCAAAUCUCAAACAUCACCUGAAGACCCACGCCAAACCGCUCCAGUGCGAGCUGUGCAAGUUGCAGUUCAGGACCAAGCAGGACGCGAAGUCCCACCACUCGAAGGAGCAUCCUCACAAUCCCGAGAGCAUAGUCACGAGGCAGGACAUGAUCCAGAAGAUACAGCAGAUGAUGGAGGAGGUGAUGAGGACCGUGAAAGAAUGCGACAAGGCUCCAACUGACGAAUCGUUGGAAGAGGACGUCCCUACCUUGUCCCUACAGCCCGAAGUCAUACUCCAGACUGGAGAGGAGGACGUCGUUGAUGUAGAAUCGCUGGAUCAGAUCGGUUGCGAUCAGUCGUCUACGGUCGAAGGUAAGAGGUACUUUGCGAGGAAGUCGACCGGUUCGAACAGGACGAAACAGGACGAGAGCAAGGAAUAUUACAGUUUCUACGGGCAGAAAUCCGAGCCCGUAGAUAUGAGGAAGAUAAUCACGAACUUCGAGGUGGCAGACGCUCAGAUGAAGAUGUCCUGCGAUCAGCUGGGAAGGAUAUACAACUUGAAUCCUGUAAUACGAUUGAAGGACUGCAUGACCUUGAUAAUAGACGACGACGAUGAAGUGUCUUCUUGAUGCAGGGAAUUCUCGGAUAUCGACGAUGAAUCUCUGAUAUUCGACAAUGCCUGCAUAGAGGAGUUCCUGCUCAAGGAUGUGGACAGUUUCGACAUUUUUGGGUCUGAGGAUAACGAGGAGACUGAAAACUGUAUAGAUGAUCCUCACACCGAGGAUUAAAGGAGAUUGCAAGGCAAUGGUGAAAUGUACAUAGGAAAAAUGGUAUACUUUCUGUGAAAGGGACUGAUGAUGAUUAGAGGUUACUUAGGACGAAAAUGUGAUAACGAGGCCAAUUUUUGUUUAUUAUCGGUUUGUAUAUAAGAGGUCCCGAUAUUGUACAUAAAAAACCCAGUUUUUUUUCGGUAGUUGAUAAGGCUAUUAAUUAUAUUGUACUGAUUCUCUUAUAUUUUUCUGUAAAAUUAAAGAAAACUGAUUUAAGAAACGUUUUUUCAUA
This is a messenger RNA of Coccinella septempunctata (seven-spotted ladybird), 14245 nucleotides long. RefSeq lists its product as uncharacterized. Gene Ontology annotation, biological process: regulation of transcription by RNA polymerase II. The record is from RefSeq and is a predicted model, not a curated record. The transcript has 19 exons. Gene Ontology annotation, molecular function: chromatin insulator sequence binding. Lineage: Eukaryota; Metazoa; Arthropoda; Insecta; Coleoptera; Coccinellidae. The coding region runs from base 1438 to 13812 and encodes 4124 amino acids. Gene Ontology annotation, cellular component: chromosome.